AUGAAUAUGACAUCCCCCCCUCCAACAAUAGCCGACUCUGAAAAUAAAACCUGUUCUCCGGAAAAAGGCGAAGGAAUUAUUAUUUUUGCAAUCUUCACUGUGCUUUUUUGUGUGUUGGGAAUGUUGGGCAACGGCCUCGUGAUCUGGCUGCUGGGCUCCUCCGUGAAGAGGAACACUUUUGCCAUUUAUAUUAUCAACCUCUCUGUUGCGGAUUUUGGUUUCCUCACCUUUGAGCUGAUUAUCGAAAUCCACUGGUUUUUUACACAUUUGUAUUGUGACUUUCCCUAUGAACUCUUCCAAACGGGCUUGCUGUUAAUGUACAGUACGGGGCAAUUUCUCCUGACCAUCAUCAGCAUCGACAGAUGUGUUUCGGUCCUUUUCCCAAUUUGGUAUCGAUGCCAUCGGCCGGCGCAUUUAUUCACUAGUGUGUGUGCUGCCAUCUGGGCCAUUUGCUUCAUCCUCUCUUUAGUUUACUUCACAAUUGCAAGUUUUCAUAAAUAUGAACUGAAACAUUCCCUGAAGUAUCAGUUCAUCGUUAACGCUGUGCUUUGUCUCCCACUUAUGACCAUCUCCAGUGUGGUAUUAUUUGUCAAAAUCUACUUCCUAUCCAAAAUCCAAAGGCGGAGGAAGCUUUUGACAGCUGUUUUGCUCACGCUUUUCUUCUUUUUAGUCUUGGCUUUUCCGCUAAAUGCCUUUUAUUUUAUUCUAUAUGUUUUCAAAAAUAUACAUCCCAACCUUUUAUAUUAUGGCUACUUAUGUACCUGUAUCAAUAGCAGCAUUAACCCUCUGAUCUAUUAUCUAGUGGGGAGACAGAAGGGUAAAACUCAGCGAAACAUCAAAGACUUGCUUCAGAAAGUUUUCAAGGAGGAAGAAAAUUCUAGUGAUCAAAUGGAAACUUCAGAAGGUUCCAAGAUCUGA
This is a messenger RNA of Pantherophis guttatus, 918 nucleotides long. NCBI's taxonomy places the organism in Eukaryota, Metazoa, Chordata, Lepidosauria, Squamata, Colubridae. The record is from RefSeq and is a predicted model, not a curated record.